UCCUAGGCACUUCCUCUUAUAUCACACAGCUGGGGCCUCACUCCUCUCUCAGAGCAGAGAGUCCGGGUCCUCCGGGCAUACACUUGGACACAGCAGGCCCCUCAGGCCUCCAGGAUGCCCAUCCCUGCCUCCUGGCCCCGCCCUCCUCCUUGCCUGCUGCUGACUCUACUGCUGGGCCUUCCAGCCACUCUGAGCUGCACCGUGACCUCCUUUUUACCCGUGGGGUACAUCCAGUGGUUCAGAGGGACAGGGACAGGCCGGGAGUUAAUCUACAGUCUCAGAAGAGGCCACUUCCCCCGAGUAACAAAUGUUGCAGACACCACGAGGAGAGACAACAUGGACUUUUCCAUCCGCAUCAGUAACAUCACCCCAGCAGACACGGGAACCUACUACUGUGUGAAGUUCCGGAGAGGAGGUGGUGAUGACACGGAGUUCAAGUCUGGAGCAGGCACUCAGCUCACUGUGAGUGAUCAGGUAAGCUGAGGUCUGGAGAUGUCAUGCUAUUUGCUCAGCCACCAUGGUUGGUC
Molecule: messenger RNA, 527 nt
Organism: Myotis davidii
Lineage: Eukaryota; Metazoa; Chordata; Mammalia; Chiroptera; Vespertilionidae
Product: signal-regulatory protein beta-1 isoform 3-like
Exons: 3
Coding region: 115-483 (122 amino acids)
Biological process (GO): positive regulation of T cell activation; positive regulation of phagocytosis
Cellular component (GO): plasma membrane
Source: RefSeq, a predicted model, not a curated record